Messenger RNA from Juglans regia (Persian walnut), 1144 nucleotides. Its product is annotated as protein TIC 20-II, chloroplastic. The coding region runs from base 84 to 701 and encodes 205 amino acids. The record is from RefSeq and is a predicted model, not a curated record. The transcript is spliced from 3 exons. Lineage: Eukaryota; Viridiplantae; Streptophyta; Magnoliopsida; Fagales; Juglandaceae.
AUGUCCGCAGCCCACCAUACCCAGUCGGUUCCUUGCGUAAUAAAAUUGUGAAAGUGAAGAAUCCUCUCUCACUCCAGAAGAACAUGGCCGCCAUUCCUCUCCUCCGCCUCUCAGCCACAGCUAAUCUCAGCUCCCGGUCACCUCUCUUACCUGAUCCCUUCAAACUCAAACGGUUACCACCACGAAAAUGGAGCACCACCGCAACCACAACCACCAUCACCCGAAUGUCCUACAACCCAACCCCAGCCACUGAUCGGUUAAUCUCAGCCGUGGCUUACACUCUCCCCCUUUUCAAUUCCCUCCAGUAUGGCCGUUUCCUCUUCCUCCAAUACCCAACUCUGGGCUCCCUCUUUGACCCUCUCGUCCCUCUCCUCUCCCUCUAUAGGUCCAUCCCCUACUCCUCCUUUGUUGCCUUCUUUGCUUUGUACCUCGGCGUGGUCAGGAACCCGUCUUUUAGCCGCUACGUCAGGUUCAACUCCAUGCAGGCCGUCACUUUGGACGUGCUCCUCGUGCUUCCCUUGUUGCUCCAAAGGGUCUUCAGCCCGGGCAGGACCGGGCUCGGCUUCAAGGUCACGGUCUGGUUCUACAACGUGCUGUUUGUGUUCAGUGUAUUGUGUUUUCUUUAUAGUGUGGUGUGUUGUGUUCUCGGCAAGACUCCCUACUUGCCAUUCGUUGCCGAUGCUGCCGGUAGACAGAUCUAGGUUGUUCUAUUGCUCAAUGCCAUUCUCACGGGAGUAUAAUGUUCGUGCGAGUUCUAUCUGCGACAACAAUUACUUUUUGGUAGAUUUGUAUUUGGGUUGCCAAAUUUUUCGAAGAAGAGAAGUGCUGAAAAUAAAUGAUCUCUACAAGAAGGUCUACAAGGACGGCAACUUACUGAUGCUUUGUGGGUACUGAGUUCAUCCUGACCUAUUGGGCAUUUUUUGCUCAUCUCUACCCUUUGCAUUUGUACUAUUGGGACUUCCCAGCACCUCAUAUUGGGAAUUGGAUUUCUUAGAAUUGUAAUAGUUGGACAGUAACGAUGUUCCUGUUGUGGUAGUGCCCAGUCUAGUCUAGUUUAAUUCUUCAUGGUAUAAAAGUUGAAACAAUAUACAUAAUAUCUCUCAUUCCAUUAUAAAGUUGGUUUUGGUCUAUUAUUUGGUUUUAA